UGUAAAAACUUUUUCUAUGACAUUUCCACACCCACGAUAAAUUGAUAGUCAAGGCGUAUCAGCAAAUCUCUCCAACAAUGGUCUACCACCAACAUGCAGGUCAGAGAUAUUAUCAAAUUUGUAUUUGUUUUUGAGUCAAUUUUUCGUGCAGUUUUUCCACACAAGGCAAUCAGAUAAAUACUUCAGAAGGAGAGACAGAAGUUAGAUGACCUGAGAAACAAGAGAGAGAAGUAAAAAGCAACAUGUCGAAGUAUCUGGUUCUGUGUUUUGUGUCUCUGCUGCUGGGCCUGACUGUCUCAGAUGUGAAAGCGGGGACAAAGGAAAGGUGUAAGGACACACUGACAAUCCCUUCAGACUACAACAGCCCUCCCGAGGAAGAAUCAAAGGGAAAUGGAAAUAUCCACACACACUCGCUGUCCUCCUGGACCUGGAAGACCACUAGGAUGGAAAACCGUAUUCCGGAGACCAUCUGGGAAGCCGUGUGCAGCUCUAUGUAUUGUGUCUACCCCACCAACAGCAGCCAGGGAGUAGGCUACAGGCAGAACUCUGUACCUAUCUACCAGCAAAUCUUGGUGCUUCACACCUCAGCCACCAGCAAAUGUUACCGAGCCUCCUUUCUAAAUGUGGCUGUGGGGUGCACCUGUAUCUGGGCAAGGACCUAUUGACAUCAACAUGUCAUUUAUUUUAUUUUCAUUGAGAGCCACUUGGGACGUCCAAUCUUUCCUGAUUCCACUACGGAAGAUGACAUGGCUGAAUAAUUAUCCGGAAUUGAAGAUAUCACCAUCGAAAAGUUAUGUAAAUAUACAUAUUUUCCCUUUGAGCAAUAAAAUCAUUUCUGAAGUGUCAUUCUGAACCAAAUUAUUUUCAAAAAUAGAAUGAUGGAGUACACUGUAGCAUUUAAUAGAAAUUAAUGAAAUGUUUUCAGUCCAUUCAUCAGAUGUGAAA
Molecule: messenger RNA, 945 nt
Organism: Esox lucius (northern pike)
Lineage: Eukaryota; Metazoa; Chordata; Actinopteri; Esociformes; Esocidae
Gene: il17a/f2
Product: interleukin 17a/f2
Exons: 3
Coding region: 243-665 (140 amino acids)
Cellular component (GO): extracellular region
Molecular function (GO): cytokine activity
Source: RefSeq, a predicted model, not a curated record